GAGCCCUGCGCACCCCGGACUUGCACCGCUCCGCAGCCUGCCCAGCCCGGGUCCCGGCGGCCGAGGAUGGAGCAACCGCCUCAGCAGCGCCCUGGCGCCCAGACGGUCACCACCACCAGCAGCUCCUUCAUCGCCAGCUUCUCCCCGGCCGGCGCCAGCACCAGCACCCUCGCCUACGACAGGGAGUUCCUGCGAACCGCGCCCGGCGUCCUCAUGCUGGCCGAGAUCGUGCUAGGGCUGCUGGUAUGGACACUGAUCGCUGGAACAGAGUAUUUCCUGUAUCCUGCCUUCGGCUGGGUGAUGUUUGUAGCUGUAUUUUACUGGGUUCUCACGGUCUUCUUUUUGAUCAUCUACAUGACAAUGACCUACACUAGGAUUCCCCAGGUGCCAUGGACCACGGUGGGUCUAUGCUUUAAUGGAAGUGCCUUUAUUUUGUACCUCAUUGCUGCCAUUGUAGAUGCAUCUUCAGUUACCAAUGAGCAGAACAGCCACAAUUACAACAGCUGGGCAGCUUCUUCAUUCUUCGCCUUUGUGGUUACCUUCUGCUAUGCAGGAAAUGCCUAUUUUAGUUUUAUAUCUUGGAGAUCACGGACCUCACAGUAAAUAUUUUGUUUAAAAAAAAAAUUGUGGAUAUAAGAUCUCAGGAGGAUUGGACUAUGUGACCGAAAGGUUAGGGUUUUGUAUACUAUUUUUCAUUAGAAUUGAUGAAAAAUUAUUUAAGCUGUAAUUAAAAUGGAUACUUAUUUAUAAUAGUCAUUACUAAAGGCAAUAGUAUAACAGAUUUUCUCUGUAUUGUAUGAUAAAGUAGUACAACUAGCAGAAUUUCAUGCUGUCUUUCAUCUUUUAAAAUUAACAUGAUAUUUUCCUAGAAAUUAUAUAGCUAUAGUAAUUAAGCUGCUAAUAAAACCUACCCAGAUGAUGUGCCAAUUUUUUCAAAUUUAACUAUUUUUAAAUGUCAUGGCUGUACUUUCUGAAUACAUGCCACAAAAUAAAAAAUGAAAUUUUGA
Gopherus flavomarginatus (Mexican gopher tortoise) is the source of this 1007-nucleotide messenger RNA. It is a transcript of the gene CMTM8, whose product is annotated as CKLF like MARVEL transmembrane domain containing 8. Gene Ontology annotation, molecular function: structural constituent of myelin sheath. Gene Ontology annotation, biological process: myelination. The transcript has 4 exons. Lineage: Eukaryota; Metazoa; Chordata; Testudines; Testudinidae. The coding region runs from base 67 to 603 and encodes 178 amino acids. Gene Ontology annotation, cellular component: membrane. The record is from RefSeq and is a predicted model, not a curated record.